This is a messenger RNA of Peromyscus leucopus (white-footed mouse), 1618 nucleotides long. RefSeq names its product D-aspartate oxidase (gene Ddo). Bases 368 to 1393 code for a protein of 341 amino acids. The record is from RefSeq and is a predicted model, not a curated record. Lineage: Eukaryota; Metazoa; Chordata; Mammalia; Rodentia; Cricetidae. Gene Ontology annotation, molecular function: FAD binding; D-amino-acid oxidase activity. The transcript is spliced from 5 exons.
AGCCAGACGGGCCACCGUUAUUUACCACACCAACAGAUCAGCUGGAGAAACUCCAGGCUGGUGGCAAGCUGAAGUGCCCGGAAGCCAGACAAAGACAGGCGGUGGAGGACGAGCCUUCCCUCACAGGCUUGGCAGAGCGGGGGCCCCACAGAGCUUGCCUGCUCUUCUCUCCUGGGCAGAGGCCGACACAGUUGGAUGGGCCAAUGGAGAGGAAGCUCAGAGAGAACGCCCUUCUUAAUUUCCCCAGUGGGAAGGAGUUCUGUUUUCCCUGUGUCGUAGGAAACUAGGCUAACCGGUCACUGGAAACAGGUGUUGGUGCCAGGGCCUCCGCCGGGGAGAUACGAGACGGCCUUCUCAGAGACAGGCCAUGGACACGGUGCGCAUCGCAGUCGUCGGAGCUGGCGUGAUAGGGCUGUCAACGGCCGUGUGCAUUUCCCAGCUGGUCCCCCGAUGCUCUGUUACAGUCAUCUCAGACAAGUUCACUCCCGAUACCACCAGCAACGUAGCUGCUGGGAUGCUUAUUCCUCACACUUAUCCAGACACGCCUGUGCCCACGCAGAAGCAGUGGUUUACAGAGACCUUCCGGCACUUGUCUGCAAUCGCCGAGUCUGCAGAAGCUGCAGACGCGGGUGUUCACCUGGUGUCUGGUUGGCAGGUAUUUCGGAGUGUCCCCACCGAAGAGGUGCCUUUCUGGGCUGAUGUCGUUCUGGGAUUUCGAAGGAUGGCAGAGGCUGAGCUGAAGCGAUUCCCUCAGUAUGUGUUUGGUCAGGCUUUUACAACUCUGAAGUGCGAGACUUCUGUCUACCUCCCAUGGCUGGAGAAAAGGCUAAAGGAACGUGGAGGUCUGCUGCUCACCAGGAGAAUAGAAGACCUGUGGGAGCUGCGGCCAUCCUUUGACCUCGUGGUCAAUUGCUCGGGCCUGGGAAGCCGGCAGCUGGUGGGAGACUCCACGAUUUCCCCUGUAAGGGGCCAAGUGCUCCAGGCACAGGCCCCCUGGGUGAAGCAUUUCAUCCGAGAUGGGAGUGGUCUGACCUACGUUUAUCCUGGCACAUCCUACGUCACCCUGGGAGGCACCAGACACAAAGGAGACUGGAAUCUAUCCCCAGAUGCGGAACUUAGCAGAGAGAUUUUCUCUCGAUGCUGCGCUCUGGAGCCCUCCCUCCGCAGAGCCUCUAACAUAAAAGAGAAAGUGGGUCUGAGGCCCAGCCGGCCAGGGGUGCGCCUGCAGAAGGAGAUGCUAGUCCGAGGGGGACAGAGGCUGCCUGUGGUCCACAACUAUGGCCACGGGAGUGGGGGCGUCUCAGUGCACUGGGGCUCUGCUCUGGAAGCCACCAGGCUGGUGAUGGAAUGGAUCCAUACUCUCAGGACCCCAGCUACUGUGUCAAAACUGUAGUUGACACCAGACGACAGCAGAUAACCCCGGGUGAUAUUGGCCAACGCACAGUGUGAGGUCCAUCACGGUCCUCAUAACGUCUCCGCUGCUUGAAAGUUGAAUUUGACCUUCUUUGUUUUCUAAAUUAGAAAUCAUGCAACACAUAGCCGUAGUCUUAGAAAGCUUGCCACUAAUGAUGCAGGGCACAAAGCUCCGUUUUUGUCAAAAUAUGUGUUAUUAAAAAAA